This is a messenger RNA of Misgurnus anguillicaudatus (oriental weatherfish), 2834 nucleotides long. It is a transcript of the gene zcchc4, whose product is annotated as zinc finger, CCHC domain containing 4. Gene Ontology annotation, molecular function: zinc ion binding; rRNA (adenine-N6-)-methyltransferase activity. NCBI's taxonomy places the organism in Eukaryota, Metazoa, Chordata, Actinopteri, Cypriniformes, Cobitidae. The record is from RefSeq and is a predicted model, not a curated record. Gene Ontology annotation, biological process: rRNA methylation. Gene Ontology annotation, cellular component: cytoplasm; nucleolus.
UGGAUAAGUAGACUAGCUGCCCACUUAAGUUUAGUGAUAACCAAGCACCAAAGCUACUGCACAAAGACAUAUUGUUUUAAUGUUUGGGAUGUGUUUUAUGGUGGUUUUAUUUCACUCGCUAAAGCAUGGACCGAAUAGUCGAUGAUAUUGCGGACAGCGGGGGAAUAGAAGUGAUUAUUCAAAAUGAGCCGGGCAAAACAGCGCCAUGUUGUCCACAUGGACCAGCUCUGUUAUUUGAGAAAACAGGCAAUGGAGAAGAGAAAGGAAGGAGAUUCUACGCGUGUUCUGCUUGUCGUGACAGAAAAGACUGCAAUUUCUUUCAGUGGGAAGACGAGAAGAUAUCAGAGGCAAGGAUGCUUGCCAGAGAGGAGCAGAUCCGCUCCAAGAUGCCUUCUUUUACUCACCAUGAAUACUGCUCAAGAUUUCGAGAAAUUGUUACUCUGCCACUGGAGCAGAGAAGAUUCUGUGUGGAUUGUCAGCUGUUGAUCCUUCCCGGUGAAUGGGAGAAUCACAAAAAACACAAAGGACUUUCUGAGGACAUCACAGUGCAGCGUCUGAAAAGGCCCAGUCUCCUUCUGCGUCCUCUGGAGAACAAGAAGAGCAAUGCACAAUACUUGUUUGCAGACCGGAGCUGUCAUUUCCUACUGGAUAUGCUAGCGGAGUUGGGCUUCCAGAAAAUCGUCUGUGUGGGAACACCACGAUUGCAUGAGUUAAUAAAGUUGAGGAAUAUGGAGGCCAAGAGUCAUACCAUGAAGAGUUUAUUGCUGGAUAUUGAUUACAGAUACUGCCAGUUUUAUGGGCAAGAUGAAUUCUGCCACUAUAAUAUGUUCAACCAUCACUUCUUUAACAAGGAAGCGGUUACGUUUUAUGAAGAGUUUCUGUCUGAAGAGGGCGGAGACAAAGUUGUCAUGGUAACAGACCCACCUUUUGGAGGCCUAGUGAAGCCACUAGCCAACAGUUUCAUUCGAAUAUCAAUGACUUGGAAAAAAAGUCAAAAUAAAGAGAGCAGUGCGGGUGAGCUGCCGAUGAUCUGGAUAUUCCCAUACUUCUUUGAAUCUCGUAUCCUUGAGUGCUUUCCCUCAUUCUCUAUGCUGGAUUACCAGGUCGAUUAUGAUAACCACCCUCUAUAUAAACAUGGAAAGACCGGCCGUAAACAGUCACCUGUUCGACUUUUUACCAAUCUGAGUCCUAAAGAUAUCAUUCUACCAGUGGAUGAGGGCUAUAGAUUUUGCAGUGUUUGUGAAAGAUAUGUUUCUGUAGGAAACAAGCACUGCCCAAAGUGUAAUACAUGCCCAUCAAAGGAUGGGCGAGAAUGGAGACACUGUGAUGAGUGCGGACGGUGUGUUAAGCCUUCAUGGCGACAUUGUUCCUCAUGUGGUCACUGUGCUCUCCCUGAUCACCCGUGUGGCCAGAGCAAAACUGGCUGUUUCAAUUGUGGCAGUCAAAAACACAAAUUUAGAGCCUGUCCUAAAAAACACAAUAAACGAAUGCUUGUGGAAGUUGGCCGUGGAGCUCCAUGCGUGUUAAAACAUGCUGCAAAGAAACCCACUGCUAAAAACAACAAGAAGAAAAGAGUUAGAUGAUGUCUCGCACACAGACAGAUCAUGUGCAUCAUGGAAAUUAUGGUUUUGAGGCUGCUAAAUAUUGCAUCACACAAUCACGAAGGUGUGAAGUGUCAAUGCUAUACAUACCAGAAAGUUAUUUUAUACAGUAUGUACAUGCUCUCUCUGCAUUUUAUUUUGCAAGCAUGUGGUCUGUGAUAAGGUAGUAGUAUGACAAGUUUAUGACACUAGGCACCUUCUCAGGACAUUUGAAACAUUGUGUGAAAAUAACCAACAGUGUCUGGUAUAACUAUUCAAAGAGGUUUGUUCGUGUUGGAUCAAGCAGUGCAUAAAACCUUUGAAUACAUUUACUGUGACCAAUACUAUUAGAAUGGAUGUCAUAUUAAAGGGACACUACACUUUUUUUGUAAAUAUUCUCAUUUAACAGCUCCUCUGGAUACCGUUUUGGAAUCCAUUCAGCUGAUCUCCGGGUCUGGCACUACCAAUUUUAGCAUAGCUUAGCAUAAUCCAUUCAAUCUGAUUAGACCAUUAGCAAAAGAGUUUUUAUAUUUUUCCUAUUGUAAACCUGACUAUUCUGUAGUUACAUUGUGAACUAAGACCAACAGAAAAUGUAAUAUUUUCUAGGCAGAUAUGGCUAAGAAUUAUGCUCUCAUUCUGGCGUUAAAUAAUCAAGGACUUUGCUGCCGUAACAUGGCUGCAGGAGGCGCAAUGAUAUUAAUGCAGCAGCCGAAAAUAGUCCCCUUAGUAACUUUCAACAGCAGGGGACUUAUUUCGGGUACUGCAUAAUAUCAUUGCUGUCCAUGUUACGGCAGCAAAGUCCUUGAUUAUUACGUCAGAAUGAGAGUAUAGUGCUAACCAUAUCUGCCUAGAAAAUAGCAACUUUUAAUUUUCCGUCGGUCUUAGUACACGAUGUAACUACAGAAGAGUCAAGUUUUAAAUAGGAAAAAUAUCGAACUCUUUGGUCAUUUUUGUGUGAUGCUAAUGGUCUAAUCAGAUUCAAUGGAUUAUGCUAAGCUAUGCUAAAAGUGGUACAGCCAAACCCAGAGAUUGGCUGAAUGGAUUCCGAAACAGUAAAAAUCAAAUGUUUAACUCUAGGAGCUGGAAAAUAAGUGUCCCUUUAAGCAUCUUUCAUCAGAAACUCUAUUAAAGUCUGUGCAAAUUUAUUUUAAAUGAGUGUUUUGAGUUUGUCACAUAACAGAAAAAUGUGUUAUUAACCACCCAGCCAAAUUUGUAUGAUAAAAACACCAAGUAAAUAAAAUAAGUUAUCAAAAA